This is a messenger RNA of Striga asiatica, 2536 nucleotides long. Lineage: Eukaryota; Viridiplantae; Streptophyta; Magnoliopsida; Lamiales; Orobanchaceae. The record is from the annotation of a GenBank genome assembly.
AUGUGCGGGAUUUUCGCGUAUCUCAAUUACAAAAUCGACAGAGAGAGGCGCUAUAUUUUGGAGGUCCUCUUCAAUGGCCUCCGCCGCUUGGAGUACAGAGGCUAUGAUUCCGCUGGAAUUUCGAUUGACUCGUCGUCUAAUGCAGCGGACAUUGUUUUACCUCCGCCUCUUGUUUUCCAGGUAGCUGCUACAGAUUUAAACUUGGAAGAGUCAUUUGAGAUUCAUGCUGGAAUAGCACAUACUAGGUGGGCUACGCAUGGAGAACCUGCUCCAAAGAAUACUCAUCCUCAGACAUCUGGUCCCGGAAAUGAGUUUGUGGUUGUUCAUAAUGGAAUCAUAACCAAUUAUGAGGUGCUGAAAGAGACACUAGUUCGACAUGGUUUUACCUUCGAAUCUGACACAGAUACCGAAGUCAUUCCGAAGCUUGCAAAGUUUGUCUUUGACAAUGCAAAUGAGGAAGGUGACAAGAGUGUGACAUUUAGUGAAGUUGUGCUUGAAGUAUUGAGGCAUCUUGAAGGAGCAUAUGCUCUGAUUUUUAAAAGCCAACAUUAUCCCAAUGAGCUGAUUGCUUGCAAACGUGGUAGUCCGUUGGUCCUUGGGAUAAAAGAGUUGACAGAAGAGGCCAGUCGAGCAUCUUUUAACGACGCAAACUUUCUUUCCAGCAAUGGACAACCAAAAGAACUCUUUUUGUCAAGUGACCCAAGUGCUCUGGUGGAGCACACCAAAAAGGUUUUGGUGAUAGAGGAUGGUGAAGUUGUUCACCUAAAGGAUGGAGGUGCAUCCAUUUUCAAGGUUGACCAUACUAAAGGUAAACCAAAUGGAGCUCUAACAAGACCUUCUUCUGUCCAACGUGCCCUGUCAGUUUUGGAAAUGGAAGUUGAACAAAUAAAUAAAGGAAAAUACGAGCACUACAUGCAGAAAGAAAUUCACGAGCAACCAGAAUCCCUUACAACAACAAUGAGAGGGCGGCUUAUACGUGGGGGAUCAUGUAAAGCCAAGAGUGUCCUUUUGGGAGGGUUAAAGGAUCACCUUAAAACCAUUAGGAGAAGCAGAAGGAUAGUUUUCAUUGGCUGCGGCACGAGUUAUAAUGCAGCUUUGGCCGCAAGGCCCAUAUUAGAAGAACUCUCUGGAAUCCCUGUAACAAUGGAGAUUGCUAGUGAUCUGCUAGAUAGGCAGGGGCCCAUUUACAGAGAAGAUACAACUGUUUUUGUUAGUCAAUCGGGGGAAACAGCAGAUACUUUGCAGGCACUUGAGUAUGCAUUGGAAAAUGGUGCCCUUUGUGUUGGCAUCACUAAUACUGUUGGUAGUGCAAUUGCUAGGAAUACACAUUGCGGUGUUCACAUAAAUGCUGGCUGUGAGAUAGGUGUAGCUAGUACUAAGGCGUACACUAGCCAAAUUGUCGUUAUGGCAAUGUUGGCUCUUGCAAUUGGAGACGACAAGAUUUCCAGUCAAGCAAGAAGGGAGGCAAUAAUUGAUGGGCUAUUCGAUCUACCGAGUAAUGUGAAAGAGGUUCUGAAGCUGGACGAGGAAAUGAAAGAUCUCGCAAAGUUAUUGAUUGCUGAGCAAUCACUUCUUGUUUUCGGAAGAGGAUAUAAUUAUGCAACUGCUUUGGAAGGUGCCCUGAAGGUAAAAGAAGUGGCACUCAUGCACAGUGAAGGAAUACUAGCUGGAGAGAUGAAACAUGGUCCGUUGGCUUUAGUUGACGAAAAUCUCCCGAUUCUUGUUAUUGCUACCCGUGACGCUUGUUUCAGCAAACAGCAGUCUGUGAUUCAGCAGCUUCAUGCUCGGAAAGGGAGGCUCAUAGUGAUGUGUACAAAAGGCGAUGCAUCAUCUGUUUGUGUUGGUGGGUCUUGCCGAGUAAUUGAAGUACCUCAGGUUGAGGACUGCCUACAGCCAGUUAUAAAUAUAGUUCCAUUGCAGCUUUUAGCGUAUCAUCUGACUGUUUUAAGGGGAUACAAUGUUGAUCAGCCUCGAAAUCUUGCGAAAAGUGUGACAACACAAUGAAGAAGAGAGUUGAUAUAUUGGUGCAGCUUGCGUUUCUGAACCUUGUUUAAAAAAUCCAGCUAACUAGGAACUCUUCUGGUAUUCUUUUGCCAUGUUGAUUCCACUUACCUCUCAGCCUUGCUCUGGAGAGCAAGGCAGCUAAUGCUGAGUUUAAAAACAAAUCGUGUUGUUAUUAUAUUAGCCAUCAUCUGCACAACUUGUCUCAAUAGACAGACAUCCUUUCGGCUGCUUUAAGACUUGGUUUAGUUAUUUUUUCACUAAAAGAGAAGCGAGUUAGGGUUAUGACAAAUGCCUGUCUUUCAGCUUUUGUUCCACAGGAGUAUACAUUAUUUACUAUCUGUAAAAUUAUGUGACUCUGCAAAUAUAGCAUAAUCUGGAUCUCUGAUGCGUUUUUAUCCUUCUAUAGUUGUGUAAUGGCCCUUUUUUUUUAUUUUUUUUUGGAAAUUUCAUACAUCAAUUUAUGUCAGUUUAUGUCGCUUCUCGGUUUAACUAAGGUUGUAUUUUUCUUUUAACAAAUGAAAGGGCGUUCCUA